Perognathus longimembris pacificus (Pacific pocket mouse) is the source of this 9860-nucleotide messenger RNA. It is a transcript of the gene Sbno1, whose product is annotated as strawberry notch homolog 1. Gene Ontology annotation, biological process: regulation of DNA-templated transcription. Lineage: Eukaryota; Metazoa; Chordata; Mammalia; Rodentia; Heteromyidae. The transcript has 32 exons. The record is from RefSeq and is a predicted model, not a curated record. Gene Ontology annotation, cellular component: nucleus. Gene Ontology annotation, molecular function: histone binding; chromatin DNA binding. Bases 193 to 4371 code for a protein of 1392 amino acids.
AGGGGCGUCAAGAUGGCGGCGGGGAGGUAGGCAGAGCCGGACGCCGCUGCUGCCGCCGCCGCCGCCGCUGCCGCCGCCGCUACCACCACCUCCGCUGCCGCCUCCGUCGCCGCCUCCGCACCGGUCGCUUCUGGCUUCUCAAGCCCUCGCCGCCCGGGAGGAGCUGUCCUGGCAUCGUGUCCCGCGGGGAAAAUGGUGGAGCCAGGGCAAGAUUUACUGCUUGCUGCUUUGAGUGAGAGUGGGAUAAGUCCGAAUGACCUCUUUGAUAUCGAUGGUGGAGAUGCAGGGAUUGCAACUCCAACACCUACCGUGCCAGUGCAGCAGUCGGUGCCAUUUAGUCCAUUAGAGCUAGGUUUGGAGACAGAAGCAGCAGUUCCUGUUAAACAAGAGCCAGAGACUGUACCUACUCCCGCACUGUUAAAUGUGAGGCAGCAGCCUCCAUCUACUACGACGUUUGUGCUGAAUCAGAUAAAUCAGCUUCCAGCCUUAGGAUCUACAAUUGUAAUGACUAAAACACCACCUGUAACAACCAAUAGGCAAACCAUCACUUUAACAAAGUUUAUCCAGACUACUGCAAACACACGCCCUUCAAUCUCAGCACCAGUAGUCCGAAAUGCCAUGACCUCUGCACCUUCAAAAGACCAGGUUCAACUGAAGGAUCUAUUAAAAAAUAAUAGUCUUAAUGAACUAAUGAAAUUGAAACCACCUGCUAAUAUUGCUCAGCCAGUUGCAACAGCAGCUACUGAUGUAAGCAAUGGUGCAGUAAAGAAAGAAUCUUCCAAUAAAGAAGUAGCAAGAAUAUGGAUAAAUGACAUGAAAAUGAGGAGUUUUUCCCCAACAAUGAAAGUUCCUGUUAAAGAAGAUGAUGAGCCAGAGGAAGAAGAUGAAGAAGAAAUGGGUCAUGCAGAAACCUAUGCAGAGUACAUGCCAAUAAAAUUAAAAAUUGGCCUGCGUCACCCAGAUGCUGUAGUGGAAACUAGCUCUUUAUCCAGUGUCACUCCUCCUGAUGUUUGGUACAAAACAUCUAUUUCUGAAGAAACCAUUGAUAAUGGCUGGCUGUCUGCAUUACAGCUUGAGGCAAUUACAUAUGCAGCCCAGCAACAUGAAACAUUCCUGCCCAAUGGAGAUCGUGCUGGUUUCUUAAUAGGUGAUGGUGCUGGUGUAGGGAAAGGCAGGACGAUAGCAGGAAUCAUCUAUGAAAAUUACUUGUUGAGUAGGAAAAGAGCCCUGUGGUUUAGUGUUUCGAAUGACUUAAAAUAUGAUGCUGAAAGAGAUUUGAGGGAUAUUGGAGCAAAAAAUAUUUUGGUCCAUUCAUUAAAUAAGUUUAAAUAUGGAAAAAUUUCUUCGAAACAUAAUGGGAGUGUGAAAAAGGGUGUUAUUUUUGCUACCUAUUCUUCCCUUAUUGGUGAAAGCCAGUCUGGCGGAAAAUAUAAAACAAGAUUAAAACAACUUCUGCAUUGGUGUGGUGAUGACUUUGAUGGAGUUAUAGUAUUUGAUGAGUGUCACAAAGCAAAAAACUUAUGUCCUGUUGGUUCUUCAAAACCAACGAAGACAGGCUUGGCAGUUCUGGAGCUUCAGAACAAAUUGCCAAAGGCCAGAGUUGUCUAUGCUAGUGCCACUGGUGCGUCUGAACCUCGCAACAUGGCCUAUAUGAACCGUCUUGGAAUAUGGGGUGAAGGAACUCCGUUUAGAGAAUUCAGUGAUUUCAUUCAAGCAGUGGAACGCAGAGGUGUUGGUGCCAUGGAGAUAGUUGCUAUGGACAUGAAACUUAGAGGGAUGUACAUUGCACGACAGCUGAGCUUUACUGGAGUGACCUUCAAAAUUGAGGAAGUUCUUCUUUCACAGAGCUAUGUUAAAAUGUAUAACAAAGCAGUCAAGCUGUGGGUCAUUGCAAGAGAGCGAUUUCAGCAAGCUGCAGAUCUGAUGGAUGCUGAACAGCGGAUGAAGAAGUCUAUGUGGGGUCAAUUCUGGUCUGCUCACCAGAGGUUUUUCAAGUACUUGUGCAUAGCAUCCAAAGUUAAAAGGGUUGUACAACUUGCCCGGGAAGAAAUCAAGAAUGGAAAAUGUGUUGUAAUUGGUCUGCAGUCUACAGGAGAAGCUAGAACUUUAGAAGCCUUGGAAGAGGGUGGAGGAGAACUAAAUGAUUUUGUUUCAACUGCCAAAGGAGUGCUUCAGUCACUCAUUGAAAAACAUUUCCCUGCUCCAGACAGGAAAAAACUAUAUAGUUUGCUAGGAAUUGAUCUGUCAGCUCCAAGCAACAACAGCUCACCAAGAGAUAGUCCUUGUAAAGAAAAUAAGAUAAAGAAGCGGAAAGGUGAAGAAAUAACUCGAGAAGCCAAAAAAGCACGAAAAGUGGGCGGCCUUGCUGGUAGCAGUUCUGAUGAUAGUGGAAGUGAUUCUGACGCCUCUGACAAUGAAGAAAGCGACUAUGAGAGCUCUAAAAACAUGAGCUCUGGGGAUGAUGAUGAUUUCAACCCGUUUAGAGACGAGUCUAGUGAAGAUGAUGAAGAUGAUCCCUGGUUAAUCAGAAAAGACCACAAAAAAAGCAAAGAUAAAAAAAAGAAGAAAAGUAUAGAUCCAGAUUCUAUUCAAAGUGCCUUAUUAGCUUCAGGUCUUGGAUCCAAACGACCUAGUUUUUCUUCUACACCAGUUAUCUCAGCUGCUCCUAACAGUGCACCAGCUAACAGUAACACCAACAGUACCAAUAGCCUUAUAACAAGUCAGGAUGCUGUGGAAAGAGCCCAACAGAUGAAGAAAGACCUGCUUGAUAAACUAGAAAAAUUAGCUGAAGACCUCCCUCCUAAUACUCUGGAUGAACUUAUUGAUGAACUGGGUGGCCCUGAGAAUGUUGCUGAGAUGACUGGACGCAAAGGGCGAGUAGUGAGCAAUGAUGAUGGAAGCAUUUCUUAUGAGUCACGAUCUGAACUUGAUGUGCCUGUUGAAAUACUAAACAUCACGGAAAAACAGAGAUUUAUGGAUGGAGAUAAGAAUAUUGCUAUCAUCUCAGAAGCUGCCAGCUCAGGUAUCUCAUUGCAAGCAGAUCGGAGAGCUAAAAAUCAAAGACGAAGAGUUCAUAUGACUUUGGAGUUACCGUGGAGUGCUGAUAGAGCGAUCCAACAAUUCGGAAGAACUCAUAGAUCAAAUCAAGUUACUGCACCCGAGUAUGUCUUUCUGAUUUCUGAAUUGGCAGGAGAACAAAGAUUUGCAUCUAUUGUUGCUAAAAGACUUGAGAGUUUGGGGGCGCUUACGCAUGGUGAUAGAAGAGCUACAGAAUCUAGAGACCUGAGCAGAUUCAACUUUGAUAAUAAGUAUGGAAGAAAUGCUUUAGAAAUCGUCAUGAAAUCCAUUGUCAACCUGGAUUCUCCUAUGGUGUCACCACCUCCAGACUAUCCUGGAGAGUUCUUUAAAGAUGUUCGACAAGGACUGAUAGGAGUGGGAUUGAUCAAUGUAGAAGAUCGCUCAGGAAUCCUUACUCUUGAUAAAGAUUAUAACAAUAUAGGAAAAUUCUUAAAUAGAAUUCUGGGCAUGGAGGUACAUCAGCAGAACGCCUUGUUCCAGUACUUUGCAGACACACUCACUGCAGUUGUUCAAAAUGCCAAAAAAAAUGGAAGAUACGAUAUGGGAAUACUAGAUCUUGGUUCAGGGGAUGAAAAGGUGAGGAAAAGUGAUGUGAAGAAAUUUCUAACUCCAGGGUACUCAACUUCUGGCCAUGUAGAAUUAUACACAAUUAGUGUGGAGAGGGGCAUGUCCUGGGAGGAAGCAACCAGGAUUUGGGCUGACCUGACAGGACCAGAUGACGGCUUUUACUUGUCAUUGCAAAUAAGGAACAACAAGAAGACUGCCAUCUUAGUUAAAGAAGUGAAUCCUAAAAAGAAACUCUUCUUAGUUUAUCGGCCAAAUACUGGGAAACAACUGAAAUUAGAAAUCUUUUCUGAUCUAAGAAAAAAGUAUAAGAAGGUGGUUUCAGAGGACGCGCUGGUGCACUGGUUGGAUCAGUAUAAUUCAUCUGCAGAUACGUGUACACAUGCUUACUGGCGCGGCAAUUGCAAAAAAGCAAGCUUGGGAUUGGUGUGUGAAAUAGGUCUUCGUUGCCGCACAUACUAUGUGUUGUGUGGCUCGGUGUUGAGUGUCUGGACUAAAGUGGAGGGUGUUCUUGCGUCUGUCAGCGGCACAAAUGUGAAAAUGCAGAUAGUUCGGCUAAGAACAGAAGAUGGGCAGAGAAUUGUAGGUUUGAUCAUUCCGGCAAAUUGUGUGUCUCCUCUUGUAAAUCUCCUGUCGACUUCAGACCAGUCCCAGCAGCUCGCGGUGCAGCAGAAGCAGCUGUGGCAGCAACACCACCCGCAGAGCAUCGCCAACCUGAGCAACGCCUAGAGAACACAGCUUUCGGAGAUGCAAAAAAAUCAGGGACAGUUUCCAAAGAAUUAUAUAUUUUUUUCAGUUGUGCUCUCUCUAGUUAAUUUUGGGGGAGGAAGGGCAAACCUGGAAUAGAAAACCCGGAAGUCAGCGCCGCAGUGGUACACACAUCUUUCCUUUGUUUCCCUUUGGGCCUUCCUUCUGCUCCUGGUUGUGGCAAGCAGAGGGAGGUGGGUGCAUGUGUGUGUGUGUGUGUGUGUGUGUGUGUGCGCACUGUGCACACGUGUGUAUGUGAGUGUGUGUCUGUCUGUCUGAAUUUGUUAAAGGUUACAAACAACAGUUGGUUUAAUAAUGCUUGGAAUUUCCCAAACUGGCUUUACUUUCUGUUCUUCAGUGCUCAGGGUUACGCAGCGCACCCACGCCCUGCGCGCGGGGUGUUCCCAAUGCAUGUGUUUUCAGUCUAAAUAGAGAAAAUAUAUAUUGGUUUCUUUUUCAGACUUAAACAAUAGGUUUACUAAAGCAUGAGAUGAGAGGUUGCAUAUCAUGCCUUCAGGUUCUUUUGUAGUUUUUGUUUCGACAGUGCAUGUCCUUGAGAGCAUGCGUAAACAAGAUUAACACAGAAGUCAAUAUGGGAAAGAAAAUCUCGUAGCUGUACAGCAUUGGUUAUUGCAUUUUGUAGUGUUUAUACCUGGGUAUUGCUUCGAACCCACUCCCCUGCUCCAGGUUUCUUGUCAAAGUAAUGAGUACAAGCCCUUCUUUUGUGUGAUAAUACUCUUAAAGUUAAUUUCAUUGUAUUAAUAGUAUUCCUAAUGUGUGCUGAAAAGAUAAGCCUUUUUUUCUUAACAUUACAUUUUCCUUAACUUAAAGAUAGUUUAGAAAGCAGUACCCUUGGCUUCCAUCUUGCAAACAGUCUUUUUUUUUACUUCAUUAUCUGACUGCUUUGUCACUCAAAGAGGAAAUAGUACUUGAGUUGUAAACUAGACAAUGAGGAAACACUUGAGGCUUCUGCUGUAUGUUUUUUUUGUUGUUAAUUAUUGUUAUUGUUGUUACUCAGUAACUUGAAUAUUCUUUAAUGUGUGUAAGACAUUGUAGAGUUUAUUCCAAACUGUUAAAAAUGGUAAUGUACAAAUGUGAAUAGACAUUAUCUAUAACGUUGGUAAGUUUGUUUCACCUAUAUAGAUGUUUAUAAAAACAAGUGAGGGGACAACUGGUCUUUUUGUUCCUCCUCCUCCCUUCCCUCCUCCCCUCUUUCUCUCUCUCUCUCUCUCUCUCUCUCUCUCUCUCUCUCUCUCUCUCUCUGCUUGCACAGGUUGCACUAUUAAAUUGAGAUUGUAUAGACCUGGUCAAAAGCUGCAAGAUAUUAAAAUCUUGUAGAUGUUAAAUAAAGAAGUUGUUAUACUAAUGCGGUGGACUCUUGUUUAGGCCCUCACAGGGACUUUCACAAGCAGUCUUUUGGGGCCUCUUGGAACUUAGAAUAUGGAGGCAGCCUUUUAGUUGGUUAUUAGCCCGUCCUCCUAAAGCAUGAGCAAGGGAUAGACCGAUAGGAAACUUGACAUUGGAUCGAUCAAGUUAGCUGUGUGUCAAGGAUGGCUAGCUUAGAACCUGUUGAAAAGUUGGAGGCUUUCAAUCUCUUGGGUUUCAGUUUGGUUGUGUUUACUCUUAAGUUUUCUUUGGAUUUAUUUAUUCUUAGUGCUUAAAAGAACAAAUGGAGCAUAAUUUCUGUUCCUGGGCACAUUUUGCCCGGUGGCUGCAACUUUUAUCCUCAGUGUAGUCCUUGUAUAUAUCUCAGGCAGUGACCACAUGAAUAUGGAGCAGGGUCUCUAAACCCCACGAGUAGCUGUGUACGCCCUGCUUGCACUGGUUCCAGUUCUGCUUUGAAACUGGUAGCCCAGUAGCACGCUCCAGCACGAUCAGUGAAAAGCUAGGGACAAUACUCGUCUGUGUGCACAGGACGUCUGUUUUGACAGGUCUUGAUGUCUGUGGUGUUUUCCUAUUGGCAUCAGCAAGAUUCACAGAGUAAUGCUUGUCUUGAAAUAGCCAUCUUCAUGUGCAAGUAUGUUCUGGUCUUUAGAGAGAAACUUUAUCAUUUUCUUUAAAAGUCAGAAAUAUUGAGCAUCUGAUAGUCCCAUGGUGCAGACUUGUACAGGGCAAGGCGCUGAGGUGUCAUAUUCCUGCCCCCAGGGAAAACACCUGGUACCUGCCCACACUGCCCUGAAAACGCCUGCAGGGCUGGGUUCAGCAGGGAAGCAGCAGCACUCAAGAGCCCAUCCCAUCAUAAAUCAAGUUCACAAUAGUGAACAUGCACACCAGGUCCUUUUAGGGGAUCUGAUGCCCUCGGAGGCCUUGUUCAGCCCAGCAUGUGUCUGUUGGUCUCAGUCAUGCCUUUUCUCACCGUUAGCAAUAUGUCUCUGAGCAGGCAGCUUAGCCUGCAAAUGACAUUGUUGGAGAGUUUACAUGUCCAUUGUGCUGACCCUCCUCCCCCAUUCCGGGGCUGCCAUGCUGCCACCGGAAACCUUGCCCCUUUCCUUUGGCAACCUCCGUGCCACAGGGUCUACCUGCAGUUUACUGGGUCACCCAGAUAAGCUGUCCUUGAUACUAAUUUAGGAAAGCAUUAAGAGGGUAUUCUUUAGACAAGAAUUCUUUGAUCAAGUAAAUGUGUUAAACAACUUUGUUUUUGCUACUAAAUAGCAGAUACACUUUUCAGUAUCUUUUUAAAGUGUGCAUAUAAAUUAGCAAGAACCUGCAUCCAAAGCACUGUGGUUUUGUGUGAGUGUGUGUGUAUGUGUGUGUGUGCAUGCAUGUGUGUGUGCAUAUUUAUUCUUAGCACUUCAGAGACUUGUUUGAGUUAUAGCAGUAAACCUUUUUGUUUUAGUCUGCUGUGUCUGUGGAGGUUGUCUGUAGCCCGAAUCAUUCAUUCCAUACAAAACUAUGGGAACAACUUGAGGCAGACCAGAGAAGAAGGGGUCCCAGAGCGUUGUGUACAUUUGAGCUAGAGGUACAAGGAAGCAGGUCAGCAAUGAUUGAUGAGAAUAGGAGUCAUUUCUUAGUAAGAUUAGGAGACUGGGCCUUGCCCAGCUUUCAGAAAGGGGCCAAGCAGUAUGUGGUACAAAGUCAGGGAGGAUGCUGUUAGGGUUAGGAUGAGCUGUAUUCACUGGGGUCCUGGUGCUAAGUGUUGGGAUAGCUCCGCUGUGAUGGUGGGCACUGCCAGGUCUGGUCUUCCUGGCAAGCACCACCGCCAUGCCCCUGAGACAGCAUUCCUUGUCACCACUCCAGCCAAAAGCAUGUCUAUGUGCUGGAAAAUUCCUCUCUCAAGACCAGUUGUCUAAUGCAUGCAGUGUCUUUUCAGUGACUGGAGCAGAUACCUGCAGCUCAUGUUGGGGAGUGUCUUUUCUGAGUUGGCAAAACCCAGAACGCACCCUUUCAUUGUGUUCUGUACUAAUAUAUGUACAUAAAUGUAUAUAUAGAGAAAUAGUUCUUUUGAAUUCUGAUUGUAAAUAUUUCUUGUAAAUUGGGAUCCUACCCAUUUGUUUUCCCCUUUUCCCUAUUCCUAUUUAUUCUCUUGGUUUCCCAAGUGAGCAUCUUGCUGCCCCUCCCCCAUCCUAAGUUAAAAAUCUAAGAAAGUAUGAAAAACAUCUGAGUUGAAUUUGUUUCUGUGUUUUAGAAUUUGUUUUGCAUCUUUGCCGUAGAAUUCCUGUCUUGCUUUGUUCAUAUUUUCAACAUACCUAAUGGUCUGUGUUCUGUGUUUUCAUGACUUUAUUGUGUGCAAUGCGCUGUGUUGGGAUUGCACUUGAGCCGUUUCUCAUACUGUGUCUGAUGACCGUUGACGCUCACUCAUGUCUCUGGAAAUGGUAGCAAGCCUGGUGUUUUCAAAAUGCUACCCAGGCAUACUUCCUUUAAGUUCUUCUCCAUUCUUCAGUGUACUUGGGAUCAAACCUAGCCCUUUGGGAAGUGAGACUUAGUCCCACCCUGCAGUUGAGGCCCUCACCCCUCAGGUGCCUGGCAGGAACUGUCAGGUACUUGAAACUGCUCCCCCCACCUGCCCCCCCCCCCGCCUGCUCUGCUGAUGCUGCUUGUAAAUCACUAAUGUUUAUUUACAAAUUGAGCCUGCAUUUUGAUCCCCAAGUAACACUCAGAAUUGAUUCUUCCAUCACCUUGGGCCAUGUGCUUUGGCAAGCGGGAGACCCAUAUGUUAGAUGAUCAGUAGGUCACCUUGGGAAUGUGCUUUGGAAACAGUUGUCUUCCAGAGGACCCCUCCACCUCACCCUUGCUCUGUAGGCUACCUCCCCCAUCCACACACAGCCUGGCUUUUGGUGCUCCUCCUGGGGGUUUCCAGAGCUGUGCUGGAGUAGAAAGCUCCCAGGCACUCUGAGGAAUUUGGAGGCCACCACCCAGAAGCACAUUCCAGAACAUGUUCCUCUGGAAAGAUUGCUGUGAGCAUUUCUUCAGCCUUUUCAAGUUUCCUUUGUGACCAUUCAACUUGCUAGAUAUGUUGAAACUUUAAAAGUUGUCCAGGGAAUUUAAUCUAUGGGGGCUCGGCCUCGUGGGCUGCCCUCGAGGGUGUCUGCCUGUGGUAGUCACCGUGCCUUUCAGCAGUCCAUCUGUUACAGUGGUGGGUUAGGAGCCUCUUGAUGUUUGCAGUUCAGCCUCCUCAGGGCAGAAAGCCAGGGUACUGGCCUCUUGGGGAGAACUUGCCUUGCUCAGACCCUGCUCUGCGGGCCUGUCCUGUCCUGCCCAGGCAGACCUUUGUGGCCAGAGGACGCCGAGACCUCGUGCAUGCUGGGGCAGUGAUUAUGGCACUGAAGAAGAUAAGCCUUCCCCCACCUCCCACGAGGGCCAGAGGGAGCAUCUUCCUUCGGAAGGCAUUGCCAGCUCACCACUAGCAGAACAAAGCAUCCUGUUCAUGGUUUAUAUUUUCAAACUACUGACCUGGUAUUUCCAUAACCACUUGUAUCUCCCAUCGGCCAUGAAAGGUGGGAAGAGCUACUCUGUAUCUGCAAUAAAACUUUUGCCAGGUUCUACCUCCUUGAGCAGAGGCUAUUUUGUAUGUAGGCAUAGACCCUCCUUUCCUAUUGGGACAUGGUGCGCCUGUUCUGAGACACCUGGUGGAAUCCAAAGACCAUUUGGAUCGACAUGGGAGUGAAUUCUGGAUGGCUGUGCUCUCCUCUCCGCACUGCUGCUCUGUUGAUGCUCCACGCUGCGCUGUCUGUGGGAAAGGUCUGCUCUGGCCUCCAUGCUCCAUGUCCUGGGCACAGCACCAAAUGGCCAGAAUCAAGUGUUCCUGCCCUUCAGAUCUGCAACCGUAACCAUCAGUCCCUGCAAUAAAAAUGUGCUGGCUGCAUGUAACAAGGUUUACUCUCCCAAGUAAAAGCGAUCAACCAUGAAGUGUAACAAAUUCUGUAUUUAGGUUUUUAUUGUGGGUUUUGUGGGGUUUAUUUUGUUUUUGUUUGGGUAUUUUCUUUUUUGUAAAAUUCCUAAAUAAAUUAAAGAAAAUAAACUUCUCUGUGUGU